UGCGGAGUCCCCGACGAUGACGUCGCGUCGAGGAUCGCCGAGUUCGUGAAAAAACGUUGUUCCAAGCCUGGAACGCUCGGCCCACUCGUGCUUCCCCGGAAACGACGACGACGGAGAAAAGUGGGAGGAAGCUCGUCCGCACACGUUUCCCAUGCAGAUCGACAGCGGGAUGUUGACGCGGAUGAAUCCGGACACCAGCCUGUGCCGCGUCUGUCUGACCGUCGACCACAACAACCAGUGUAUCUUCCGCAGGAACUGGGACGGUCCCGACGACUCCUCCUCUGGGCUGUCCGAGAAGCUGCAGUUAUGCUGCGGCGUGGAGGUCCUGGAAGACGACGGCCUGCCCGCUAACAUCUGCCUCGAGUGCGUGAUAAAAGUCAACAUCGCCUACGAAUUGAGGAAACAAUGUCAGAAAGCGGACGUUGAACUCAGGAAGCUGUACGGGAAAGCCUCGAGGACAGACGUCACCGGCAACUGCAUUCCUACAAAAGAUCAAUGUUGUCAAACCGAGCAAUUUCUUAUCUUGGGUGCAAUCAAUUCAGAGGAUAAUACAGAGCUAAGUGUGGACAGUGAAGUUAACAUAGAGAAGAAUACCUUGCAAUCAAACGUCAUGAGACAAGGACAAAUACCGGACGCUUUCGAACAAAUCAAGCAGGAUGUUCUAGUAGACAGCGAAAUGGAUUUGGACUGCGGCAGUAGAUAUAAACAGGUAGAACAUGACAAAAUAGCUAAAAAGGAUCUUUAUAGAACGAGGAGAUUAGCUAUGUUUAAAAGGGUCACGUCUAUAGAAAAUUUGAAGAAUUACAAGGAGAGACAGAGACGAUAUAUCAAGAAGAGCGUGAACGUCAAACGCGAGAGCAGCGACGGCGAGUGUCAGACGAAGGCGAGAAACGUCCACGGCAGGAUGGAGAGAACGUCCGAGCUCGAAUUACAAUAUAAAUGUCAGAAAUGUGAUAGAUUUUAUUCCAGUAAGAAGUCUUUAGACAGACACACGUCGACCCAUAACGAUAAAGAGUUCAAAUGCGAUAGCUGUGAUAAGCAAUUCUUCUGUCUGGAUAAAUUACGUAAGCACGUUAAUCUGCACAGAACGAAGGAGAAGCCGAAGCCGGUGUUGUGCAAGAUCUGCAACAAGAGUUUCAGGAAGAUCGACACCAUGGUCAGGCACCUGAAUACUCACAAGAAGGCCUAUCCCAAGGAUGUUUUUUCCAUCCUGAAAGAGAUACGGGACAAGAGAAAGUUGGAAAAUAAUCCAGAGUCCUUUGAGAUGCCACUUACGAUGAACGAGGACGAAGAAACGCAGGCGCACGACGGUCAGUUACACAGUGAGAACGACGGCACGACGAGGGAGCUGAGAAAACGUAACAAUGCAAGGGUGGAACAAAGAGACUCGGAUAUGAUGAAUAGCGACUCCAGCGAUGAUAAAACCGAGACGACGUACGACGACGCGUCGCUCUUCCGCUGCAAACACUGCAGCAAGAGUUAUCGUACCGAGAGGUCGCUCCAACGUCAUCUGCUGGUGCACGACGAAAAGAAGUACGUCUGCAACGUCUGCAACAUGAAGUUCUUCCGGCAGGACAGGCUCAAGAGCCACAUGGAUCGGUACGGUCACGACGAAACCAAGGCGUGCCCGGAGCCGCAAAAGCCGCCGGACGACAAGUCGGCCAUCAAGCUGAUAAACACCUGGAUAAGAGAGGAGCUGGAUUCCGAUAAUGAGGGCAAGGGCUUCCCGUGCGGGGUCUGCGGAAAGUCGUACGACACGAAGAAGUCCCUGAUGAAGCAUCAGAUGAACACGCACGGCGGACAGGACGAGGGCUGCGCGAGCUGCGGUACCGUGUGCAAUUGCGCGUACAAGGAUCAGGAGAAGAGCAACGAGAAGUCGAAGCCGUACACCUGCGAGGAGUGUAACAAGUCGUUCGAGAAGGAGAUCAAGCUGCACCGGCAUCUGCGAAUUCACGAGCGCGCCAAGGAGCAGCAGGACGCCAACUUCAAGCGUUUCCUCUGCCACAUAUGCAGCAAGACGUUCCGCCAGAACACCGGCCUCAUGUUCCACAUGAGGACGCACACGGGCUACAAGCCGCACGUGUGCAAGUACUGCGGCCGCGGCUUCACUUCCAACUCGAACUGCAUCAAUCACGAGAGGACCCACACGGGCGACCGGCCGUUCGUUUGCCAUUACUGUAGCGCCGCGUUCGCGAAAUCGUGCACCCUCAAGGCCCACAUCACCACGCACACCGGCGAGGCGAACUAUCACUGCAAGACCUGCGGCAAGUCGUUCCGUCGACUCAAGUACUUGAAGGAGCACCGAUUCACGCACACGGGCGAGAAGCCGUACGCGUGCAAGAUCUGCGGCACCGCGUACAGCCAUUCCGGCAGUCUCUUCGUUCACGAGAAGAAAUGCAAGGCCCAGUACAAUAAUUAUCAGCCGGGGCUCCCGCAAAACGCGCAACAGCAGGUUCCCUACGGUCAAUCUCCGCAGACCACCGGCGCGGGCAUUUCCAUGGCGUCUACCUCUUCGGUAGUCGCUCCUAUCAUCACUACGCUGCCUCAGGCUCACCUGAAUGUCAUCAACAGCACUCUGAAUGUACAGGCGAACAAGGGCUACAUGGACAAUGUUCAGCGAAUGAACGCACACGCGGCGGCUAACGCGACCACGGUCGUCUCCGCGUCGGGUCUGCACCCGAAUGUCGACAUCGCCGAGAUGAGUUCCGCCGUGAGGAACUUCUCUAUCAUCGGCCAGAUGUUUCACACUUAGGAACGCGUACGAGCGUGAACGUGAAUCAAGACUACUGUGAUAAAUACCUCCCCCCCUCUCCUUUUUUUAACGAUACUUGUCAAGAUAUAUUUUACACUUCGACUAUAGCAUAUAUUUUGCUUUCUCUUUCAAUAAUCAUCAAAAUAAGUAUGUUUUGUAUUGUACACAUCACACAAUAUGGGAAGAUGGGUAUGGAAUGUAUAUUUGUAACGUACGAUUAUUAGAAAUUUUUAUUAUACAGAAUUUUUAUAUACGGCAGAAUUCUUAUUGACCUGUAUAACUGUUAUAUGGAAAUAUUUGAUAACAUAAUAGUUACAUUCUAAUUCAUCGAAUUGUUAUUUCUGUAUAUACGAUCGGUGUAAUCAUCAUGCACGUGAUUCGCCCAUCGAAUCGAGCAAAGUUCAGUCACGAAUUCUUACGAUAAGUUUUGUUCUGCGUCGAAAACAAUUUUUGUAAAUUUCGUAACAGACAUAUUCAGCAAGUUUGAAGAUCUAAUUAUUCUAAUUCAUGUAUACAACAUGAUUAAAUAAAUGAAUUUUGCACUCA
Molecule: messenger RNA, 3298 nt
Organism: Temnothorax curvispinosus
Lineage: Eukaryota; Metazoa; Arthropoda; Insecta; Hymenoptera; Formicidae
Product: zinc finger protein 724-like
Exons: 3
Coding region: 152-2752 (866 amino acids)
Biological process (GO): regulation of transcription by RNA polymerase II
Cellular component (GO): nucleus
Molecular function (GO): zinc ion binding; DNA-binding transcription factor activity, RNA polymerase II-specific; RNA polymerase II cis-regulatory region sequence-specific DNA binding
Source: RefSeq, a predicted model, not a curated record